AUGGUUUUGCAAAGGUUUCAACAUACACCAAAUUUAUUGGAACUGCGGAAGUGCUUGCUGUAUGAUCAUUUUGUGAAGGAACAUGUUUGGCGGUCGAUAAUAUCUUCAGGCAGUUCUGUCAAGCAGUGCAAGAACGCAGUCAAAAAUUUUGUUCUCCAGUCGAGAGCCAUCAAAUUCGUGCUCUUCCAUGUGCAGAAUGGGUCACGAUGUAAGAUGGAGCUCUGGCAAUCGUAG
Molecule: messenger RNA, 234 nt
Organism: Sphenostylis stenocarpa
Lineage: Eukaryota; Viridiplantae; Streptophyta; Magnoliopsida; Fabales; Fabaceae
Source: the annotation of a GenBank genome assembly